This is a messenger RNA of Hippocampus zosterae (dwarf seahorse), 5673 nucleotides long. RefSeq names its product HECT, C2 and WW domain containing E3 ubiquitin protein ligase 2b (gene hecw2b). The record is from RefSeq and is a predicted model, not a curated record. Gene Ontology annotation, biological process: regulation of dendrite morphogenesis. Bases 968 to 5476 code for a protein of 1502 amino acids. Gene Ontology annotation, molecular function: protein binding; ubiquitin-protein transferase activity. Lineage: Eukaryota; Metazoa; Chordata; Actinopteri; Syngnathiformes; Syngnathidae. The transcript has 31 exons.
AACCACCGUCUCGACACGUGAUGCACAAAGAGGAGGGAGGGGGGGGGCGGUGUUAUUUUGACGUUGAACAGGACCAGAACACACUCGCGCUCGGUCCCGAAAACAUUCAAAGUUGGUCGUCCGCACUUAGCAUCCCCAAAGAGGGGAUAACAUGACUGUCCUGGGGACUUGUUUUCGCUAAACAAGGCGGGAAAGCGCAGCGGAAACGGGGGCGCCGGAUGUCGGGAGCUCCCGCCCCGUAAAUAAGACAUGAGCCUGGCUGGCUGCACCGCAGCGAGAGGGAGACAACCGGCCAUGAUGAGACGCUUCCCACCUGACAUGUUUGCUCGCUUUUGGUGUGUGGCGAACCUUUAGGUUCCGACAGACUAUCCCACUACCGCGAGGGGAGGCGGCACCUCGGCCGCUGACAGGUCGCUGAGCUCCGGGGGCAGAGCGAGGCUCCGUCGUGCAUCAGUGCGGGACAUUUGCGGGUCGAUUUGGUCUCGCGGAUGGGGCGUUGAAAUCACAGCAACAAAAGGCCUCCGUCAUCCCUCCACCUGCCCGCCUCCCUGAGGUGAAGAGCGGCGAUCGUCGCGGGACCUCACUCAUCCCGCCCGUCUUAUAUGGGAGACUUUUGCAAGUUUGGACAACCACGCCAAGACCAAAAGACUGAUCCGGACUCGCCGCGCGUGAACCUGCAAUCAUCAGCGACAUGGAAGCGAAGUAUCGCACCCAAAGAAAUGCCGGGCGGGGAUAUGCAGAGAUUUUCAAGUGCCUUGGACACAGCGCUUCAUUUUCCAUCGUCCCCCGAGUCGUCAUCGCCAUCGGUUGUUCUUUUGGAUUGUGAUUUCCUUCCGCCCGCUCGCCGGCGUUAACCCCCCCCCCCCCCCCCGGCCACGCCCACCCGAUCAUCUGCUCCUUCCUCAAUCGCUGCCAUUUUCUUGACACUCGGCAGCAGGCCGCGCUCACAUGUGAUGCUGUGGUAACUAUGGCAACAGCCACCUCUUCCUCCUCCCCGCCGCCGCCGCCGUCCUCCAACGGCAGCGCCCGGGAACACUUGAUGGCGGUGAGGCGCCGUAGCCCUCACGGCCGACCGUACACCAUCGGGCCGGAAAACAUCCGCAGCUUGUCGGGCUCUUCUUCGCCCGCGUCGCCUGUCUUGACGUCGGGGGGUCAACCGGAAGCGGCGGGGGUGGGGCUGCAGCGGGCCAAUAGCGACACGGAUCUCGUCACGUCGGACAGCCGCUCCUCGCUCACGGCGUCGACGUACCAGCUUGUCCUCGGCCACGGGCGCCUGGUUAUCUCCUGGGACAUCAAAGAGGAGGUGGAUGCCACCGACUGGAUCGGACUGUACCACAUAGACGAGACAUGUGUCGCCAAUGUGUGGGACUCCAAGAACCGCGGCGUGAACGGUACUCAGCGAGGACAGAUUGUGUGGAAAUUGGAGGCGGGGCCCUACUUCAUGGACUAUGAGACGAAGAUCUGCUUCAAAUACUAUCACGGUGUGAGCGGAGCCCUCAGAGCAACAACGCCUUGCAUCACCGUCAAGAACCCUGGCGUGACGGUGGGCAGCGAGGGUGAAAUUGAAAGCCAGUCAGGGGGGGAGCACUGUCGCAAGCUGGUCAGCUUCACCCUCUCAGACAUUCGAGCGGCGGGCCUAAAGAAGGGAAUGUUUUUCAACCCGGACCCUUACUUGAAGAUGUCCAUUCAGCCCGGAAAAAGGACGGCCCUCCCCAAGUUCACACACCACGGCCAGGAAAGACGGACUUCCAUUAUCGCCAAUACCACCAACCCCGUGUGGCACGGCGAGAAAUACACUUUUGUGGCCCUGAUGAGUGACGUGAUGGAGAUCGAAGUGAAAGAUAAGUUUGCCAAGAGCCGACCAAUCAUCAAGCGCUUUCUGGGUCAGCUGAUCAUACCCGUACAGAGACUUCUGGAGGGGCCCGCGGCCGACCAACACCCGGUCAGCUACAGCUUAUGUCGCCGCCUCCCGACAGAUCACGUUAGCGGGCAGCUGCAGUUCCGGGUGGACAUCACCUCUACUGGACAUGAGGAUGCAACAGGAACCAUCUUGGGCAGCGGCGUGAACAGCGACCCCGGGAGUCCCUCUGACGACGAGGACCUCCCGAACCAUUCCUCAUCUUCUCGCCUCGCAUGCGGCGCCGCCCUCACAGGCUCGGAGGAAAGCCCCCCGUUAGUCAACGGUGCUUGUUACUAUGGCAACAGCAGCGCCUGGCAGGAGGACACGGUUCUGGCGGCCCCGGGCGGCCACACCCACAGGCAAGUGUCCCUCAAUGACUACUUGGAUGCCAUUGAGGCCUCCGGCAUCCCCGUGGAGCGACUUCCCGCAGGGCCGUCGCCGAGGCUGCGCUCCAGCUUUCCCACGGACACUCGCCUCAACGCGAUGCUCCACAUCGACUCGGACGAAGACGAGGAGAGCGCGGGGCAGCGCUGUAGCCAGCAGGAGACCAGGUCGCAAAGGACCGCGGACGUUGCCGGUGGGAGCGAGGCCUCCAAAUGUGAGCGCGGCAGGUCAGAAGCGGACUCUCCCGUCGCUGAGUCGGCUCAGUUCGACGGUUCGGGGAGCGCGGCCGAGCUGCAAAUGGAGGGGAUGCCGAUUAUCAACGGUGCGGAUGCGACCGGCGCAUCGGCACGGGUUAGUGGAGAGAUGGAAGACGGCGGUUCUCCUCAGGCUUCGCAACUCGAGUCUGCCAGCGAUUGCACAUGCGGCGAGCAAAAUUCGAGGAUGAACACCAACCAGGCCUGCAGUUCUUCAUAUAGCGCUAGCUGCGGCCCGCUUUCACCCAUUCAGGAGGUGGAUACCAGGACGGAAGUGGCUCCGAGGGCAGAGGAGGAAGGAGCAGAGUUAUCCAGCAGCAACAGCUUAGCGACGACUGCUAUGACAACGGGGAGCGACAUUGGAACCUCUGAUGCAGGGGCUGUUGGCCCAGAAGUGCAGGGAGAGGAGCAAGAGGAGGUGGAUGAGCAAGGAGAGGUGUGGAAGAGACGCUCUUUGCGGGCCGCCGAAGUUGCUGCCGACAACCAGGUGGCGUGCAGGGCCAGAGAUGGACCGAGCGCGGCGUUGUCAGAUAGAGAACCCGCUCAGGUCAACGGCCACGUUUCUGUUCACACGCUGCCGUCCGUACGCCACGACAUCAGUCGCUACCAGAGAGUGGAUGAACCCCUCCCGCCGAACUGGGAGGCGCGGAUCGACAGCCACGGGAGGAUCUUUUACGUGGACCACGUGAACAGAACCACCACCUGGCAACGUCCCACCGCCCCGGCUGCCCAGCAGACACUCCAGAGGUCCAGCUCCAUCCAGCAGAUGGAGCAGCUGAACCGCAGGUAUCAGAGCAUUCGGAGGACGAUAACCAAUGACAGCAGAGCGGAGGAGGUGCCGGCCAUUGAGCAGCCACCAGACGAGACUGAUCUGCACCCUCCCUUCCCAGAGCUGCGUCGAGACAGCAGCGCAGCCCAGUCCUGUUCCAGAUCCCGCCUCUACCUGCUGCUCCAGUCUCCCAGCGCCAGAUUCCUCACCAGCCCCGACUUCUUCACUGUGCUGCAUUCUAACCCCAGUGCCUAUCGCAUGUUUACCACCAACACGUGCUUGAAACACAUGAUCAGUAAGGUGCGCCGGGACACGCACCACUUUGAGCGCUACCAGCACAACCGGGACCUGGUGGCCUUUCUCAACAUGUUUGCUAACAAACAGCUGGAGUUGCCUCGAGGCUGGGAGAUGAAGCAUGACCACACCGGCAAGCCUUUCUUUGUGGACCACAAUAGCCGUGCCACCACCUUCAUUGACCCUCGGCUACCCCUGCAGAGCUGUCGACCGCCGAGCCUCUUGACUCACCGCCAACAUCUGACCCGCCAACGCAGCCAUAGCGCUGGUGAAGUCAGCCCGCGCCGCCUGGUAGGCGAAGAGUCACGUCAUGCUGGGCCUCCCAUCUUGCCGAGGCCCUCAAGCACCUUCACGUCCGCUAGUAGGGGCCAGGGGCCAGAUGUUGUGCCAGUGGCAUACAAUGACAAAAUCGUGGCAUUUCUACGGCAACCCAACAUCUUUGAGAUUUUACAGGAGAGGCAACCAGAUUUCCACCGGAACCAUUCGCUCAGGGAGAAGGUCCAGCUGAUCCGUACGGACGGAGCGUCGGGAUUGGCCCGGCUCUCGGGAGACGCCGACCUCGUUAUUUUGCUCAGUCUGUUCGAGGAUGAAGUCAUGUCCUACGUGCCUCCUCAUGCCUUACUGCACCCCAGCUAUUGCCAGUCUCCUCGGGGCUCUCCUGUCUCCUCCCCGCAAAACUCACCCGGCACUCAGAGAGCAAACGCCAGAGCUCCAGCGCCGUAUAAGAGAGACUUUGAGGCCAAACUGCGCAACUUCUACAGAAAGCUGGAGACCAAAGGCUACGGCCAGGGACCAGGGAAGCUCAAGUUGAUCAUCCGCCGCGACCACCUGCUGGAAGAUGCCUUCAAUCAGAUCACCUGCUACUCCCGCAAAGAUCUGCAGCGCAGCAAGCUGUACGUCAGCUUUGUGGGCGAGGAGGGAUUGGACUAUAGUGGACCUUCCCGAGAAUUCUUCUUCCUGGUUUCAAGAGAAUUGUUCAACCCUUACUAUGGUCUCUUUGAAUAUUCUGCCAACGACACAUAUACAGUCCAGAUCAGCCCCAUGUCAGCCUUUGUGGACAAUCACCAUGAGUGGUUUCGCUUCAGCGGCCGCAUCCUGGGUUUGGCUCUGAUCCACCAGUACCUUCUGGACGCAUUCUUCACCCGACCCUUCUAUAAAGGAUUAUUACGCAUCCCGUGCGAUCUGAGCGACCUGGAGUAUCUGGAUGAGGAAUUUCACCAGUCGCUUCAGUGGAUGAAGGACAACGACAUUGAGGACAUGCUGGACCUCACCUUCACUGUCAAUGAAGAAGUCUUUGGCCAGAUCACGGAGCGCGAGCUGAAGGCUGGCGGGGCCAACAUCCCCGUGACCGAGAAGAACAAGAAGGAGUACAUUGAACGGAUGGUGAAGUGGAGGAUCGAACGCGGUGUCGUACAGCAGACUGAAAGCUUGGUCCGAGGCUUUUACGAGGUGGUGGACGCACGCUCUGUGUCGGUGUUUGAUGCCAGGGAGCUGGAGCUGGUGAUGGCGGGAACGGCAGAAAUUGACUUGUCCGAUUGGAGGAACAACACGGAGUAUAGAGGAGGUUACCAUGACAACCACAUCGUGAUCCGUUGGUUCUGGGCCGCGGUGGAGAGAUUCAACAAUGAGCAAAGACUUCGACUCCUGCAGUUUGUGACUGGGACAUCAAGUAUUCCCUACGAGGGCUUUGCGUCUCUGCGAGGAAGCAAUGGACCUCGGCGAUUCUGCGUGGAAAAGUGGGGCAAGGCCACGUCUCUGCCCAGAGCUCACACUUGUUUCAACCGCCUGGACCUGCCUCCCUACCCGUCAUUCUCUGUGCUGUAUGAGAAGAUGCAGACCGCCGUGGAGGAAACCAGCACUUUUGGACUGGAGUGAGAAGAAUUUUUUUCGCCCCCCCCCACCACCACCUCCAUCACGUGAGAUCAUAACCGAGGACAUAUUCCAAAGGAACAUCAGCUGACGAUUCGGCUUUGGAGGUAGCGCGUCUUCACUGUGCGUUUUGGGCCGCGGCAGCGACGUGCAAACAAACGAAGGGACCACGAAACACCGCCUUGCGGACCACAAUCAGGGAG